Molecule: messenger RNA, 338 nt
Organism: Dermochelys coriacea (leatherback sea turtle)
Lineage: Eukaryota; Metazoa; Chordata; Testudines; Dermochelyidae
Product: small nuclear ribonucleoprotein F-like
Exons: 1
Coding region: 70-321 (83 amino acids)
Biological process (GO): spliceosomal snRNP assembly; mRNA splicing, via spliceosome
Cellular component (GO): U1 snRNP; catalytic step 2 spliceosome
Molecular function (GO): RNA binding
Source: RefSeq, a predicted model, not a curated record
AGCAGGUGCACGUGCGGCUCUGCAAGUAAUUUUUGUUUUUACCGCUGCCUUGUGCCAUGCCACGUUACAAUGAGCUUGCCCCUGAACCCCAAGCCCUUCCUGAACGGGCUGACAGGGAAGCCUGUGAUGGUGAAGCUGAAGUGGGGGAUGGAGUACAAGGACUAUCUGGUGUCUGUCGAUGGCUACAGGAACAUGCAGCUUGCAAACACAGAAGAAUACAUAGAUGGUGCAUUGUCAGGACAACUUGGUGAAGUUUUGUUAAGAUGUAACAAUGUCCUGUAUAUCAGAGGAGUAGAAGAAGAUGAAGAAAUGAGAGAAUAAGUUUGUAUAUUUCUGGA